Molecule: messenger RNA, 948 nt
Organism: Sphenostylis stenocarpa
Lineage: Eukaryota; Viridiplantae; Streptophyta; Magnoliopsida; Fabales; Fabaceae
Source: the annotation of a GenBank genome assembly
AUGGCCACCAUAAUCGGUUGCUCCCUUUCUUCUUUUCCCUCUUCUCGUUUCCAUUCUUUCCAACACAAGACAAAUCCCAAGUUUGUCAACAGGCAUUACCGGACAAUUUAUGAUAGAGACAAAUCAUACCAGCAUACUGCGCUUGUUGUUGGCUCUGGGAAUCAGCCACAAAUCAGUGAUCUUCAAAAUUGUUUUCAUUUAUCAGAAAAUGUUGGAAAAACAGGGGUAGUCUCAUUCAGUAAACAUGCAUUUAGCAGAGAUAACAAAGUCAUUCUAUCAGAUUCAGAAAGGACUAAGAAUAGCAUAUCAUGGAUUAUAGGUCCUGCUGUACUAGUUGCUUCUUUCCUUUUUCCUCCAUCCUCUUUGUGUGACCUACUGCUUAACAAGUUUGGACGCACGUCAUUAACAAUUGUCACCAUAAUAUUCCUCAGAGAAUCAGUUUUCUACAGUGGUGUUGGGGUUUUUCUUUAUCUACUGAACUCUUUAAUUGGGAGCAUACAAUCAGAACAUUCGGCAAACAAAAGUGGUACUCUGACUCCACAAUUGGAACAUGAAAUCUCUUCUGUUGUUAAUCUGGUGCUUGGUACAGCACUUCCAGCAGCAGCAAUGGCUUCCGCCUGGCAAUGGACUUUCCCUAUCAUUGCCUCGGCUGUUGGUCCACACCUGGUUGCUUCAGUUGCCCAAUUCAUAUUUGAAAAGCAAGCAAGAAAAUGGAAAUCACCGUCACGAAUUGCUAUUCCUUUUAUCUUCCAAGCGUAUAGAAUGCAGCAAAUUCACCGAGCAACAGCUAUGUUAACAUAUGUGUCCUUUUAUAGCACAUCGCCUGUACCCAUUUUGAAAAAACUUUCAAAGGUCCUUGCCUUGCUUUUUGUGAUAUGUAUUUGGUCUUUCUCAACCUUGGUGAUGAGAUUGCUUCUGCAACUAAGCAGAGAGGCCAAGUAUGCGUAG